Xenopus laevis (African clawed frog) is the source of this 1694-nucleotide messenger RNA. RefSeq names its product PHD finger protein 23 like L homeolog (gene phf23.S). The transcript has 4 exons. NCBI's taxonomy places the organism in Eukaryota, Metazoa, Chordata, Amphibia, Anura, Pipidae. The coding region runs from base 592 to 1353 and encodes 253 amino acids. The record is from RefSeq and is a predicted model, not a curated record.
GGGAAUCCGACACAAGGGUCUGUACAUUAGCGGUAUAACGUUGCACCACACACUUCCUAUGGAAAGUACUAUCCCAUACUGUGAGUACAGCGUCUGACGUCAAAGACAAGACAAAGAACUACAUUUCCCUGCGUGCCCUGGGCAGUUAGUCUUUACUGCGCACGCGCCUCUUGCCCCGCCCUUCCCGUGAGGAGUAUUAGCUGAGCGCGGGGGUUGAUGGGAGGGCUGAAAGGCGCGAGCGUUCCUGGGAAGUGUAGUUCGUGCCUAUAGAAAUAGGCCGGCUUAUGCAGUUGUAGCCGCGGCUCUCGGACUACAAGGGCAGUAAUGCAUUGCGGCUGAACUGUAUCUCCGGUGUUCCCUGAGACGGGAGAGCAGGCGGCUCGGGAGGGGUUGGAUCCCAAGUGGCAGCGAAUUAGACCGGACUGGGGCAACUUAUUGACUGGGGGUAAUUGUGUCUGAGCUGAGGGGCGGCAGGAGCUGCACAUUCGCCCCCCGGAGGGGCAGUUACUGCCUGAGAGGAACUCGCGCCAGACUCACUUCUGCCCCGCCGGGGGUAUCGGGAGCUGAACCUGAACAUGCUGGAGACAACCAAUGGGGAGGCGAGUCCUGAAGCCCCCCCAGAAACGCUCGCGCACGGUGGAAGACUUUAAUCGAUUUUGCAGUUUCGUGCUGACGUACGCUGGGUACAUCCCCACCCCCGCUACAGAGGAGCGUCCAUGGACCCCUCCAAGCUCUGUGUCUCCCCACCGAACAGAGGAAAGCGACGGCUGGGACUCCUCCCCACAACUCCCAGUACCCUCUGACCCCCCUCAACCCCCCGCAACCUCUGAUAUCAGCACUAUUGAGACUUUUGUUAUGAAAGCCAAGUCCCAGGGAGGGGGGGGCAACAGCAUCAUGAAGACUGGGGGGCCCAUAGGCGGCAGCGGGGAGCAAGUGAAAAAGGGCAGUCGCAGGAAAAGGCGGCAGUUGCACCGGGGGGGCGUGACGAUGAGUGAUACGGAUACGGACGAGGAGGAGAGGGACGAGAGACCCGCGGGGUCACUACCUGCCCCCCAACUGCCCCCCAGUGCAGAAAGCAGCCGAGAUGGAGGCGGGAGCUCCAGUGAUACCGACACCCAAGUGAUGGAUGAGGAUAUUAUGGUGGAGUCAGGGGACGACUCGUGGGACCUGGUGACGUGUUACUGUGAGAAGCCGUUCGCUGGGCGGCCGAUGAUCGAGUGUAACAUUUGCUGCACGUGGGUGCACUUGUCCUGCGCAAAGAUCCGCAAGAGUAACGUCCCUGAUGUCUAUUACUGCCAGAAGUGCAGGGGGGGACGGGGGUCAGGGGGCACAGCGCUAAAGGAAGAGCCAUGACUCCGCCCCUGACCCCAAAUACAGAGACUGAGGGGCGCAGUGUACCCCACCCUAGAGCUUGUGGAACAUUUGUCUUUAGCUCAUCACAAUGGACCAAGGCGAGAAGGGAAAGACUGUGGGGGCAGGUAAUUUUGUGGGGUGGGAGGGGCAUCCACAGAGGGGGUGGAGUGAACUUUCCAUGUGAUCUGCCCCUGCAGAGUCCCUACUCCCCUGGGAGCAUUUAUUUGUAUGUCCCGGGGUGGGGGUGCGGCUUGUGUAAAUAAUGGACAGAAUCUUUAUUUUUUUUUCUCUCUCCUGUAAUAAAUAACGUUUGUACCCUCUAAUAAAGGUUACUCUGUGUA